Molecule: messenger RNA, 1729 nt
Organism: Anoplopoma fimbria (sablefish)
Lineage: Eukaryota; Metazoa; Chordata; Actinopteri; Perciformes; Anoplopomatidae
Gene: ywhae1
Product: tyrosine 3-monooxygenase/tryptophan 5-monooxygenase activation protein, epsilon polypeptide 1
Exons: 6
Coding region: 87-854 (255 amino acids)
Biological process (GO): signal transduction
Cellular component (GO): cytoplasm
Source: RefSeq, a predicted model, not a curated record
CUCAGAGCAGCGCCGCCAUCUUUGUUUCUCGCUGUCGGCGGGGCGGAGCAGAGUGUGAGCGCAGAGCAGCAGCACACACACACACGAUGGGAGAGCGAGAGGACCUCGUGUACCAGGCUAAGCUGGCGGAGCAGGCGGAGCGGUACGACGAGAUGGUGGUGUCAAUGAAGAACGUGGCGGGCAUGGACGUGGAGCUCACAGUGGAGGAGAGGAACCUACUAUCAGUGGCCUACAAGAACGUGAUCGGAGCUCGGAGAGCCUCCUGGAGGAUAAUCAGCAGUAUCGAACAGAGGGAAGAGAGCAAGGGCGGGGAGGAGAAGCUGAAGAUGAUCCGGGAAUACAGGCAAACGGUUGAGAAGGAGCUGAACACGAUCUGUGGUGACAUCCUGGAUGCUCUGGACAGGCACCUACUCCCCUCUGCUGUCAUGGGAGAGUCUAAGGUCUUCUACAACAAAAUGAAGGGUGAUUACCACAGGUACCUGGCAGAGUUUGCCACUGGCAACCACAGAAAGGAGGCAGCUGAGAACAGCCUGGUGGCCUAUAAAACUGCCACCGACCUAGCAAUGCUUGAGCUGCCACCCACGCACCCCAUCCGCCUCGGCCUCGCCCUCAACUUCUCCGUCUUCUACUACGAGAUCUUAAACUCUCCCGACCGCGCCUGCAGGUUGGCAAAGGCUGCGUUCGAUGACGCCAUCGCAGAACUGGACACACUGAAUGAAGACAGCUACAAGGACUCCACACUUAUCAUGCAGUUGUUACGUGACAACCUGACACUAUGGACUUCAGAUAUGCAGGGAGAAGGUGAAGAACAAAACAAAGAGGCACUGCAGGACGUGGAGGACGAGGCCCAGUGAGACUACGCCACCAACAGCCAACAACUUGAGACCCCACCCUCACCUCCUCACACUCCUCCCUCCCCCUCCCACCUUCGGCCAUCCCCAACCUCCUCCCCCACCCCCAUCUUUCCUCUCCAUCCUCCUCUUCCUCCGCUCCUUUUUCCUUUCUUCCACCUCAGCAGCUCCACGACACCCAGCAGGGCCGAGGAGUCAACAAGUUUAUUUUUUCUCUUCUUUUUUAUUUUUAUAUUAGCCCUUACAUCGUUCAAGUAAAUAGCACUUAAUUGAGAAAGGAAAUACAAUGUUAGAAAGUCAAAGAUAAAGAGAGUCCCUCGGUUUGUUUUUGUGUUUUUUCUUUUUGUCCUGAUACAAGCGGUUCAGAAACAUUAUCUUUGUUUUCAUUAUUGUGUUUUCGUUCGUUUUGUUGCUUUUUUUUUUUCCUCAAUAUUUUUAUCAGUUGCUGGAUGUAUUGAGAAUUUUUUCUUAAUGUAAUUACAGAAAUUAACUUUUAUUACUGAUAAUGUUGACUAUUAGUUAUGGGAGCUAUUUUAUCUCUGUUUUUAGUGAAAUGUCAUGCGAAUCAUUUUUUUUUUUUUUUUUUUUUUUUUUUUUUUUUUUGGGCAGUUUGGAAAAACUACAAGUGCCCUUUUUUUGUUAACUUAGGUUUUCAGAGGAAGUUGGUGAAAUUCGUGAUAUCCACGUGGGGCAGAGAAGUGCUUAACUUUUACACCAUAGUGAUUCUGUUGUCAUGUUUUUGUAGUUGUCCUUGGACUGUACUUUGUGCUGAAAUACUGUAACUGUGCACACAUGCUGAAUCUCUGAAGGUUGACUUAUAUCUAGUUGGUGGUUUUAAUUAAAUGAAUAAAAAACGUUCACACUUGUGUAAAAGACAA